Molecule: messenger RNA, 1181 nt
Organism: Owenia fusiformis
Lineage: Eukaryota; Metazoa; Annelida; Polychaeta; Sabellida; Oweniidae
Source: the annotation of a GenBank genome assembly
UUCAAAUUUGCUGCAAGGGAACAUUUUCUCUGGCGAGGAAAAUCCAACUCCGGGUAGCAUGCCAUCCCACACCAUCACCAGCGGCAUAGACAUUGACAACAACAUCAACAGUGACUUCAUGAAUCGUGGGCUCAUUCCACCAGGAAAUGAGGGGCAUGAUAUGAACUCACAAGGGAAGGACUUGACUUGCCAGUCAAAUUUCAACCCUACUUUGGAUACUCGUGAUUCUGGGCUCACCUCCCUACCCGGGACUGAGGUGCAGGACACAUCCAACUUUCAACAUCAGCACCCUACAACAGGGAGAGACUUCAUACAGUCUAAUAGUCUGAAUUCAAUAGGAUUCAGAGCAACAAACACUUUACCAUCUAAGAGGUUUUCAAAAUCUCAACAACAACAACACUCCGAACUGCGGACCUAUCAAAAUCAACAACCAGGGCUAGCCUCAAGUAUAUCGCCAGAUAUGGUCCAAGAUAUUAUCAAAGGACUGACUCCAACUCUUGAAUUGCUCGUAGCAAACAAACAACUUGACGUUGAACUUCUAGGUGAAACAACCAACAGAAGCAGGUCCGCUAAAAGAAGGGAGGUACAAAGAGCGAAAAAGCGAACUGUUUCGCCGUCUAGUCUACAGUAUGUUUCCCCGGACCGGGCAUCUAGCCCCAAACGGGCAAGAAGUGAUCAUCCCUACAGCGAAGUGGACUCGCCCGUGACCUCUCCUGCGCACAUGCGCCGUGACAGCAAUAACCCGGAAGACUCGGAUUCUUCCAAUUCCGACAACGAUCAUGACUUAAUUUGUUGGAAGAACUGUGUUAAACUAAUUAAAAAUGCCUUUCCGAGUCAUUUUAAAACAACUACAGACUAUAACACAGAAACACAAACGGAAAAUAGACCGCUAGGACUUCAAACUUUGGGUAAGAAAUCUACUUCUUCAGACACAACAAAAGGCUUACCGAUCGGGCCUUCAGUGCUACAGAAUUUCGCCAACAUUAACCAGGAAUUAGCCAACAAGAAAAACAUGAAUGACACUAACUUCCUGUUAAGACCAAAACGAUCGUUCACGUCCCUCAAAGAAGAUGAACACUUCUAUAAAAAAUCCAUUUUGAAUGGGACAACUAAGGAACUUGUUCCACAUUCCAUGAAACUAUCAGAUUUGGCUUCAACUUCUUACCAGCUUCCAGCCAAAC